This is a messenger RNA of Fusarium redolens, 1537 nucleotides long. RefSeq lists its product as uncharacterized. The record is from RefSeq and is a predicted model, not a curated record. The transcript is spliced from 4 exons. The coding region runs from base 1 to 1530 and encodes 509 amino acids. Lineage: Eukaryota; Fungi; Ascomycota; Sordariomycetes; Hypocreales; Nectriaceae.
AUGGAUGGUCCUUCUCGACUGACUGUCCCUGGGAGAGUCCCCGACAAAAGAUAUUCUCUCUUUGAUAUCAUCAACCGUAUCGAUGUGAACGACGAAGAUGAGAUCUUCCAGCUGGUGACAAACCUCGACGAGCAUGCCGAAGAUUCACAUAACUUUCGUUGGCAAUCCGUUGGGACACAGAAAUCCCAGGAUAGGGUUCGAUUCAACUACCGCCAUUUUCUUCAAACCAUCAAACUCAUCAGUGAGGACAUAACUGAAGAGGAUAUUGACAAAGAGAUGUUCCUUGGGGACAAGGAAAAGAUCACCAAGCAACUGAAGAUCUUCAUCAUGUUUGUUGCCAAGUACGGUUGUGGUCGCGCCCAAGGAUCAAGAAUCAGUUACCACGGCUUGGUUGUUUACUGUAAUGCUCUCAUUUUUUGGCACAACAGAAUGGCAAAGACAUAUAACGAGAGUCCUCUCCCCCGCAGUACUUUAUUUGCUAUCACCACUGAGGCGAUGAGGUAUGCCACCCAGGUCUUCCAGCUGCCGGGUACUGCGAAGAUGGACAUGUCCAAGAUCAAGCCAGAGUUCCUCGAUAAACCUGUGUUCCUUGCCGCUGGCCCUCGAGGCCUGAAAAUCACCCAGGAGCCGAUGAGAGCGACUGCCCUCACCACCUACGUCUCUCUUCGAGGCCAGAAGAUUGGGUACUCCCAAGGUCUUACAUUCUACUCUUUCCGCCGGCGUGCAGCUACCGAUCUCACUCGCAAGAUUGGAAAUGAUGCUGCACGGUCCCUUAUGAACCACGAUCCUGAUUUCCGUACGCUCGAAAAGUUCUACCUAUGGUUGGAAGACACCCUAGAUGUCAGCGGUCUGGCUUUAGAUGAGGUUGACGGUGAUACGGGCGGCCAUACCGAGGAAAUGCUCAAAAGUGGCAAUGACCUGGCUAUCCACGUCCUUACCGAUGAGAGAGCCAGAAAGAUUCACGGGCCAGCCCUCAACGCGCUGAUGAGCCAAAUGAUGCUCGGUGAUGAGAACUACCCGGUUCUCGCAUCCCCUAAAGAGCUUCGAAACUACAAGCGAGUGGAUCAACGCCGCGAAAUGAGUCAAACCGACUAUAACGAGCGCGUACGCCGCCUGGAAAGAUCACGCCAUGGUGAGCUUGUUCUGAAGAAGGCCCGACGGAACUUAGCAGCUCCCGAGCCUAUGGAUGAAGGUGAAAGCCCAAGUGAUGAGACUCCUACUGUGGUGGAUCAGACCACUGGUUUAUUCAUCCACGAUGUUGAAGAACUUCCCGAGCAGGACCUGGAUAAUCAGAUCGACAACAUUGGUGAUAAUGAUGUGAUCCACCGAGAGCUUGAUGAAGGCGAACCGGAAGCCAACGAAGAUAUCCCAUACAUUGAGGCUGCCAAGGCACUUAUGCAACUCAUUCUGGAUAACACAAUGAGCGAAUACCGAAAUUUGAGAAAGAAUGGUGUUCCUUGCCCUCAAUGCCGCAAUAAUAAGACAAUUAGCCAGGAACUUAAGAUAUGUAAUACUGCUACGCCUAGCUAAUUCUACU